Dibothriocephalus latus is the source of this 471-nucleotide messenger RNA. The record is from the annotation of a GenBank genome assembly. Lineage: Eukaryota; Metazoa; Platyhelminthes; Cestoda; Diphyllobothriidea; Diphyllobothriidae.
AUGCCUGAUAUCUCCGGGAGUGAGGCCGCAAGUCCCCAAGAGGUUGGAAAAACCGAAAAUGGUGCAGUUUCAUUGCAGAAAAUUCAACAAGAUGAAGCAACAACUUUUCUGCAGCCUUCGUUUGCUCCGAAGAUGAUGUCUUUGGAGAAAUUCUUGGAACCCUUUGAUAAAUCCAUCCUUAGCGAUAAUGAUGCUGGCGAGAAAUAUAGUUCAUAUGUCGCCAGUUUUAUCAAAGAACAAUUGUCUGAUCAAUUCGAGAGGCACAAAAAGAGUGCAUGGUUCCGUGAUAAAUAUCAUCCUGACUACAUGAGACCGGUUGAAGAUAGAUCCAAAGCUAUUGAACAUCGUUUUCAAAUAUUCAGUGACAUGCUGCAACAUGGCUUUUUGGAUGAUGUACAUUUAGAGUUCAAAAACAGAGUCAAAAUAACAAAAGUCCUUGACCAGUGUAAGUUUCUUUUGUUUCUAUUCUGA